Messenger RNA from Trypanosoma conorhini, 1270 nucleotides. Its product is annotated as acyl-CoA binding protein. The annotation marks the transcript as partial. The transcript has a single exon. Lineage: Eukaryota; Euglenozoa; Kinetoplastea; Trypanosomatida; Trypanosomatidae. The record is from RefSeq and is a predicted model, not a curated record.
AUGGGGGAGCCCGUCACUUUCCUCCUGCAGGCCUCUGACGGGCAGCCGGCGGAUGCGGCGGCGUUCCUGGACGCCGUUUGUCACACGCUUCAAACGGAAACCUCCGUGCAUGCCGCGGCGCAGCACGUGUAUCGACCCCUGUCAGUCUACGUCAGCCUUCUGGACGACCCCGACGCGGAGCCCGCGAGCGCGGAGGACGAGAUGGAGGCCUUGCCGGACGAAUGGCCGCCGCUUCACCUGGCGCUCGUCAUGGAGCACACGGCGGCCGCCGCCGCGUUGCUGGGGUUUCACCAACAGCACGCCUUCACCGUGCUGGAGCAUGCCUUGAGUGAGAACAACCGCGUGGCCUCGUCGCGGGCGGCCGCGGAGGGGAGCAGCGCCCCAUGCAAAGGGUUUGAGCCGGCGCAGGAGGACGUCGUGGAGUGCCAAGUAGUCAACGACUUGGGUGGGACGAUUGUCCUCUUCUCUGGCCAGGAGUCCGGCGACGCCCAACACGUUGGACCAACAACUGCGUCGGCUGACGCAAACGAGCCAGUCUGCAGCGUCCCGUGGGUCACAACGGUGCUGCGGCCAUUUUUGCAGUGUCUCUUUUAUGAGCGGAGCCAUUCGGCGGGGAGAGGGACGCAGGCGAAGAAAGAAGUCUCGCCGCCCGGGCUUGCCGCACGCAUUAUUCAGGAGCACUGCGAGGCUCUGCCCGAGUUCUGCGUCCGCUUUCCGGGCCUCAUAGUGCAGCACGAUGUCCUGUACGAGGUCUGUCGCGGCGAUCUUGUGGCUCUUUUGGACUUGCUGGAUGCCUGCUGUGGACUGCUGCUGCCCGUUUUGCAUGGGACCCGCUUGCAGGAGGUGGGGGGCAGUUUGCACGGGACUCCGUCACACGCGACUGGCAGAGAGGCCUCCCACGGCGGCAGUUUACCCCGCGGCUGUUGCCCUCAGACGGCGGCACCGCCGCCAUUCCUGCUGCCGUUCAAGCCGCAGGAGCACCAGCGACUGGCAUUUCUCGUAACGUGGGCGAAUUACAGGGAUGGGGCGGUGGUGGAGCGUAAGCCACCUGGGUCCGCGCGCAAGAGCCAGGAGGCAAGCGUUCUCAGCAACUUCCGCGUCACGCUGCUGAAUCUCAAGAGGAGUGGGUGCGUGGUUCCCGCAAACUCCGUAUGGAGUGGGCUUAUUUUCGUCCUCUCCCGCCUUAUCUCACGCGAUUGUUACCUUGAACGAUUUCUAGACAUCAUCGAGGAGGAGAACUUUGUCUCCUGCUCCUGUGGCAUGCCAGUCG